CUUGCUGCCGGACAGAGCCACAGGCGGACAGAUGGACUGUGGGGUGCAUAUGGAAACUACAAUGUCCAGACGGGUCCUCUCUCCAACCCACAUCAAUGCUACAGCUUCUGAAACAUUCACAGUACUUCAGCAAAGGAUGAGAAUAGUUGAGGAACAGACCAGUUCUCUGAGGGAUGACCUAGUAAUGCUGGACUUUGGUGAAAAAAGAGGCCAACUUGAAACGCCAGAGUGUUUAGAAGCAUCUGUGAAUCAGAACAUCGUUAGUCCUAUCCAGAAUGAAGUACUUUGUUCAGGAAGGACAGAUAUUUUAUGGAAGAACUGUGAGUUUCUGGUAAAUCGAAUGUGCCAUCUGGAAAGCCUCAUCCAGUCCUUGAAGAUGAACAUCUUUCGUCUGCAAACUGAAAAGGAUUUGAAUCCACAGAAAACAGCUUUUCUGAAGGAUCGAUUAAAUACAAUACAGGAGGAGCAUUCCAAGGACCUGAAGCUGUUGCAUCUCGAAGUGACGAAUUUGCGCCAGCAGCUAAGAGACGUAAAAGAGGAAGAAGACAAGGCACAAGACGAAGUGCAGAGGUUGACUGCCACGCUGGAGAUUGCCUCAGAGACAAAGAAGACUGCAGCCAUCAUUGAAGAGGAACUGAAGACCACAAAACGUAAAAUGAACCUUAGAAUUCAGGAGCUAAGGAGACAGCUGUCUCAGGAGAAGCACCUAAGGGAAUGUCUUGAGAAAUCUGGAUCAGCCAUGCUACUCAAAAUACAGGAAAUGGGAUCAACAGUGGAGGUGGAACGGAAACAGGUUCAAAUUUUGCAGCAAAACUGUAUUGGCCUACGCAAUUCUAUACAGACUACCCAAGAACUGCUGGCACAGGAGCAACGAAGAAAAGGAGAGCUGGAGACUGCUACCUCGCAGCUCAAGUCUGAUCUAAUUUCUAGAGAUGACCUCAUUUCCAAGUUGGUUGAAGAAAAUAAGAAUGUGAGGAUGUCUUUCAAUAAGGAACACGAAGAAAAUGCAUAUUUGAGGUCUGAAAUAGUAUCCCUUCGUGAAGCAUCAGAAAAAGCACAGGUUUUGAAUGACCAUCUGACUAGAAAGUGUUCAGAGCUGAACAGCAUGCUGCAGACUGCUAGUACGGAAAAUGCCAGAAUCAUUGCUGACCAUCAAGCCCUUCUGCAGGUAGAGCAGAAAAUGAUGACACAGACGUUUCAAGAACAGAACUUACUGCUGGAUGCAGCCCACGCCAGUAUCACAAGUGAGCUUCAGACUGUUCAGAAUGAGAAAACCCAGCUCCAAGCACAUCUGGACCAUUUAAUCCUUGAACACAACCAAUGUAUCCAGAAAGCACAGGAUGCUGAGAAGAGGACAGCUACGCAAAAAGAGCUGCUAGAAUCAACUAUUGCAAGAUUGCGAGGAGAAUUGGAAGCAUCCGUGCAAGAGAAGUCAUCUCUGCUAGAGGAGAAAGAAAGACUUCAGAGAGAGAUUCAUAAAACAGACAAAGAAACAGCACAAGAAAAAUGCAGUUUGGAAAAGGAAUUAGCCCAAAACAAGGUACACAUAAAUGCAUUAACUCACAACCUGCAAACUCUGGAGCAAAAGAAUAAGCACCUGGCAGAUCAAAUGGCUUCCCUUGAACUUCAAGUCUCUUCUGAUUACCAUGGGCUUGCCCAACAGCAGGUGGAAAAGGUCUUGGGGAAAAUUACUGAAAGUAAAAAUAAACUGGCCUAUGAAAAGGGAAAACUCCAGAUAAAAGUUAAACAGCUAGAAGAACAGCUACGUUCUUUUACUGAAACCAGUUCACAGAAUGACCAUCUGCGCAAGUUGAACAAGGCUCUAGAGGGCAAAUAUGCUCAGGGAAACUCAGAACUCAGUCCCCAAAAGAUACACCUGCAACAGACAGCUCACUCGAAGGAGAUAGUAUCCAUUCUUGACAAGAACGAAGAGGAGCUCUCUCGAGCGGUGAAGUGCCGUGAUGCAGCCCUGAAGGAGAGUCAGAAGCUGAAGGGGGACCUGGAGGCCGUGGAGGACAGAGAGAGCAAGAAGGUGGGAAACUUUCAGCGACAACUGGCAGAGGCUAAAGAAGACAACUGCAAAGUUACAAUUAUGUUGGAGAAUGUGCUGGCUUCUCAUAGUAAGAUGCAAGGUGCUCUGGAAAAAGUACAAAUAGAGCUUGGGCGGAGGGAUUCAGAGAUUGCAGGCCUCAAGAAAGAAAGGGCUCUAAAUCAACAAAGGGUGCAGAAGCUGGAAGCAGAAGUGGACCAGUGGCAGGCCAGAAUGCUUGUUGUGGAUGCCCAGCACAACAAUGAGAUGGAGCCUGUACAAAAAGCCCUGGAUGUAGCUAGAGAAGACAACAGGAAACUGGCCAUGAGCCUGGAGCAAGCUCUCCAGGCAAAUAAUCAUCUGCAAACAAAGCUUGAUCAGGUUCAAGAGAAACUGGAAAACAAAGAACUUGAGCGACAGAACUUGGAAACCUUCAGAGAACGGAUGACCGAGGAAUCCAAAAUGGAAGCAGAAUUACAUGCUGAACGCAUAGAAGCUCUAAGAAAGCAAUUCCAAACUGAGAGAGAAACUGCAAAGAAAGCAGCACAACGGGAAAUGACUGAGCUGAAGAAAGCCCUUGAUGAAGCCAACUUCAGAUCAGUGGAAGUGUCCCGGACCAACCGAGAGCUGAGGCAGAAACUCACUGAGCUGGAAAAGAUCCUGAACAUCAGCAAGGAGAAAAUAAAGAAUCAAAAGGCCCAAAUUAAGCUCCACUAUUCGGCUAAGGCGAAUAAUGCUCAGAAUAUGGAGAGGAUGAAGCAAAUAGAAAAAGAAUUGAGGCAAAUGGAGCUAAUUAAGGAUCAAUAUCAGAAAAAAAACUAUGAACAGUCGCUGAGUAUCCAGCAAUUUGUAUCUGAAAUGACUAACCUACAGAAAGAGAUGCAGCUGUUGGCCAAGAGCCAGUAUGAUACCUCAGCACGGAAUAAACAGCAAGAGCUGCGCCUGGAGACGGAGCGGAAAAUAAGGCAGGAACUGGAGUAUCGGUGCCAGGAAUUGGAAGAAACUAUCAGACACCUGAAGAAAUGUAAAGAGGCGACAGAGCACAAACUGAAAGAGGCCAGUGUGGAGUCAGAGCAGAUAACAGCUAACCUGGAAGAAGCUCACCGUUGGUUCAAGCGCAGGUUCGAUGGCCUACAACUCGAGCUGACAAAAAACCGGCUGCAGAGACUUCCCCGCGAAGACAGGUGGCGGGACGAGGACCAAGAUCAAAGGCACGAUGUCAUGUCCAGCCAGUCUGCUCUACAUCGAUGGGAGAGUAAACAAAAUCUUAGAUUGAUGCCCAAGAAGUGUCAUUCUGAGCUAGAGAGAAAGUGAUGUCCUUGAGAGAGGAGCUGCUGCUUUGUACCACACCACCACGAUUCCCUAGGCCGGCAACUAGGGCUGGCCUCUUUCUACAGUCCUCAGAACGUGCAGUCUUUGAUGCGGGCUGAAGAUUUUGGACCUGAGUUCAUCCUUUUAUGAACUCUUUAAUAACAAUACAGAACCACCCCAUCUUUUUUGUCCCUUUCCCC
This is a messenger RNA of Equus quagga, 3540 nucleotides long. RefSeq names its product coiled-coil domain-containing protein 150. The transcript has 28 exons. The record is from RefSeq and is a predicted model, not a curated record. Bases 32 to 3343 code for a protein of 1103 amino acids. NCBI's taxonomy places the organism in Eukaryota, Metazoa, Chordata, Mammalia, Perissodactyla, Equidae.